Molecule: messenger RNA, 753 nt
Organism: Prunus avium (sweet cherry)
Lineage: Eukaryota; Viridiplantae; Streptophyta; Magnoliopsida; Rosales; Rosaceae
Source: RefSeq, a predicted model, not a curated record
UCGGCCCUCGUUUCUCUUUCAACGUCUAUCGAACGCGGCGCGCAUCGGGGACCGGAGGUGAGAGAUGGAGGGAGAGCCCUACGACGUCGUCCCGUGCUCUUCCGUCGCCGUUGAUUCUAUCCUCCGCAUCGGAACGGCUGGUGCAAUUUGGGGUUUGUGUUCCGCUCCCCACGAGGCUCGUAAACAAGGCCUAGGAGGGGUAGCUCAGGCCGCUUUUGUGGCGAGGUCGGCUAGCUCGUGUGGCUUUCAAUAUGGACUUGUUGCUGGAAUCUGUACUGCUACUCACUGUGGGCUUCAAAGAUAUCGGGGAAAGAGUGAUUGGGUGAAUGGUCUGAUUGCUGGUGCAGUCGCAGGGGGAGCCAUUGCUGCUAUGACACGAAGCUGGACACAGGUGGUUCCUAUGGCUUGUCUGGUUUCUGCCUUCAAAGUUGCCACUGACUAUGCUAGAACAACUUGAAAAACCUCUCGGUGGAAAACUGUGGCAGAGGAAGAUAUUUGACCAAGGAUGAAAGCCCUUCAAUUGAUACGCCCUUCAUCCUUUGAAUUCUGGGUGAAACUAAACCAGGUGAGCAUUGUAGAUGAUGAUACCCUGCUUCUCAGAAAACAGAAAGACAAAAACAAAAAAAAAAGAAAAGGAAAGAAGUACAGGCAAAAUUUCUGUUUUCGACUAGUCAAAUUCAAGUGUAGCAAAAUCUCCGUUUAUUUGUGAUUGCAUGAAAGUGACAGCAUCUACUCUGCAUAGGCAGUAGGUUA